Biomphalaria glabrata is the source of this 3034-nucleotide messenger RNA. RefSeq lists its product as uncharacterized. The transcript is spliced from 5 exons. The record is from RefSeq and is a predicted model, not a curated record. Lineage: Eukaryota; Metazoa; Mollusca; Gastropoda; Planorbidae. The coding region runs from base 493 to 1809 and encodes 438 amino acids.
AUACUGGCGCAUGCGCGGUAAUUUUGUGAUUCGACAAAUCCGGCAGGCGAGACAGUGUUUCUAAUCUAACCUUUUUAUUCAAACCUAGAUCGAGUAUUUACAGUUGUGUUUCAUUUGCAAUCUGCUCGUUGGCGUUAUGUAGGAAUGUCCGUCUGUCCGUUUUGAAGUCACACUUCAGUUAACUUCAUUUUAUGCAAGUCCGUAUGUACCCUAAUUAUCGCUAGAAUUUGUUGUGGCUGGGUCUAUGCUGAACGCCUUCAGAGAAGCUUUGAGAGUGUCCCUGAAGCGCUUUCUUUGACCACCUUGCGAGCGCUUUCUUUCGCUUGGUUGGCCAUAGAAGAGUCAUUUAGGGAUGCGGCAGUCUUCCAUUCUGCUGACGUGACCUGCCCAUCGCAUCUGAGACUGCAUCAGGGUUGUGUGAAUGCUUUGCAGACCCGCUCUUCGAAGGACUUCAAUAUCUGAUAAUGCUACAGGCUAGACAACUCUCUCAACAUGGCCACAGCAAAUCCUCCAGGUACUGGCGUACUGUUUGACAUUAGUGAAAAGCUGCAGAAAUCACAGCCAGGGCCGAAGUGUGAUUAUGGCAGGCUUCAGCCCGUGGAACACGACUGCUCCUAUUGCGGCAGGAGCGCCUUUGGCAUGAAAUUCUGCACCAACUGCUUGGUGGCCAAGUACUGUGAUACAGAGUGCCAGGUGGGCCACUGGCCAGAACACAAGCAUCAUUGCCACAAGGAGACCAACAUAAAUCAGCUGUACAAAGAUGGUCGUAUGGUGGAGAUGGAGAUAGUCCCAGACACCCAGCUACCGGAAGCGUCUGCCAAUGGGGAUGCUACUCGAUGUACCAAGAAUGGUGACCACGACAACUUCAUUGCGGUGAAAGACUUCACCCUGGAGCACCUCCCAAAGGAGAUCAGGCACAAGUGUGUGGCUGAUUACGUACUGGCUGAAUCCAAGAUAACUGUCAAGGUCUUAGUCAAAUGGAUUAGCAAGAAUCGUCCGGACACAAGUACCUGGGCCGGACUAAGGGGAAAGACAAGUUUAAGGAACGCUUCUGGGAAGUUUGUGCUGGACAAUCCUCACUCUUUCCAGGUCAAGGACUGCCCCAUACCCCACUGUCACCGCAAAGAUGACCUUGGCCCCAAUCACAAAAUCAUCGAAGCAGACUUGAAAAUCUUCACCAACAAGCAUGUCCUGUACGACGAGGAUGAACUUAAUCGCACUGAGGUCGACUUCUUCUAUGACAGCAAGGACAAAGUUGGGCUGGUCAAAGAAUAUGCCACACAGCUGUUUUACACUAAACCGUCUUCAGAUAAAACAUUUUUCAAGGUGACCAUACAUGAUGAAGAACUGCUGCACAGACUAGAGCAGAUUGACAAUGAUAAGAGCGCAGCUUUCUGGAACUUGCCAUCCCAGGUUCUUAGAAAAAUGUCUGCUUUCGCUAUCGUGAUUUCCCAUCCUCAUGGCAUGCCCAAGAAAAUAAGCAUUGGCCAUGUUAUUCGUGUCAGCGAAGAAAAUCUCACAGAUGAAACAAUAGCCAACGCGAAAGAGGCUGCACUCCUGGAACGGACAUGGUUUGAAUCCCACAGUGAGGAGGACUAUCUUAAGUUUAUGGCUGGCCUCGGGCGCCUUAAUCUGCCAGUUUAUAAAAUCUGGUAUGACACCCCGACUUGCAAGGGAAGCUCAGGGUCCCCUGUUAUCUUUGGUGGAAGAAAAUGUAAAGACACAUGGGGGCCAUACAUGGCCUUACAUUCUGCCUGCGACAUUGACUCCAAGUUAAAUUAUUUCAAGAUAGUCAGAUUUAUUGAUUGAGUCAAUUGUGCUUCCAUUAGUUACUAAUACUCUUAAUGUUUUUUGAUUUUGAAGAAAAAAUGUGCCAUACAUAAGUCAUAAGGUAUUUCAGUAUUUAGUAUACUUUAGUAGAAUUGUAUUUAUAGAUUUAUUUCUAAAGCAUUGCUAACAGACAUGUAGAGCCAAACGGCUGUUCGAGAACAUGUAUACUGGUUGAUGUAUUUGUUUUUGUCUUUUUUUUCAGUUGACCUCCUUCACCAAUCGUAAACAAACAACAUUUAGUCACGUGAUUCUCUAUCUCUUCUAUACAAAUUACGAUCUAAUUUUAAUACACAGUGGCUGUCACGUGACAGUUUUUUUUUCUCUUUGUUUUAUCACUAUUAUCACGUGACUAAAUGUUGUUUGUUUACGAAUCGUGAAUGAGGUCCAUUGGUUUUUGUAUAGCCCCUCUUUCACGCAUGGGGGAGGGGUUGUAUCAGGGAGAGGGUUAUGUGCUGCUUUUAGGCGCUCAGCAAACAGAACUCAGCUCGAGUUGGGAUUUGAACCUGAUUGGGCUGAGGGGGGGGGGGCAAUAAGUUUUGCCACUCAGCCAUACAUCCUACGUGUGACGUAUAAUGCUGACUCCUUGAUGUACCUGUGUGUUUCACAAAUCCUAAGUCCGUCACCUUUCUCCAGAUCUGUUCCUUGUCAAUAAUCUCUUGUGCUUGGCGGUGCUAAGAUGAUAUUUUCCUUCCAAUACUCAAGGUCUUCUUUUACAAAUGUUAUCAAUGAUUGCGCCAACGAGGAAUAAUGAUACGGGUGCACUUUGAAUAUAAUGGUACUGGUGAAAUCAGGUUAUAAUGAUACUGGCGCACCUAGACUAUAAUGGUACUGGUGCACCUAGACUAUAAUGGUACUGGUGCACCUAGACUAUAAUGAUACUGGUGCACCUAGACUAUAAUGGUGCACCUAGACUAUAAUGGUACUGGCGCACAUAGGCUAUAAUGAUGCACCUAGACUAUAAUGGUGCACCUAGACUAUAAUGAUACUGGUGCUGUGAAUGUGAUUAUGUUGUAAACGUGUGUCUUGAGAUCACCCAUAAGUUAUUCCCCCCCCCCCUUUUGAGUACAUGUCCAGUGGUAUAGCUUAGUGAGUUGGUGUGUUUGUGGAUGAGGGUUAGAGACUUAGAAGGAGAGCGAGAGAGACAGGCCGGUUUUGUUAUUGCUGCAUAGAAACAUAAUGUGCAAUAAAGAAAUCCAUGUUCAAA